UCCUCGGUGCAGAGGCGGGGCCUACAAGCUUGUUUUAGAAGCCCUCCAGUCCUUAGCUCGUUUGGAACGCGAGACUCUAACUUUAUUGGAGGGCAAGCUCGCUUUACGGCUCAGGGCCGCUUUUUACGUCAUUUUCCGGCUUCCCAUUCACUUCGCAGUGAAGAUGGCGUCGGGUAGCGGGACAAAAAACUUGGACUUUCGCCGAAAGUGGGACAAAGAUGAAUAUGAGAAACUCGCCGAGAAGAGGCUCACGGAAGAGAGAGAAAAGAAGGAUGGAAAACCAGUGCAGCCAGUCAAACGGGAGCUUCUCCGACAUAGAGACUAUAAGGUGGACCUGGAAUCCAAGCUUGGAAAGACAAUUGUCAUUACCAAGACCACGCCGCAAUCUGAGAUGGGAGGGUAUUACUGUAAUGUCUGUGACUGUGUGGUGAAGGACUCUAUCAACUUCCUGGAUCACAUUAAUGGAAAGAAACAUCAGCGAAAUCUGGGCAUGUCUAUGCGUGUGGAACGUUCCACCUUGGAUCAGGUGAAGAAACGUUUUGAAGUCAACAAGAAGAAGAUGGAAGAGAAACAGAAAGAUUACGAUUUUGAGGAAAGAAUGAAAGAGCUCAGAGAAGAGGAGGAAAAGGCCAAAGCCUACAAGAAAGAGAAACAGAAGGAGAAGAAAAGGAGGGCUGAGGAGGACUUGACAUUUGAGGAGGAUGAUGAGAUGGCAGCUGUGAUGGGCUUCUCUGGCUUUGGUUCCACCAAGAAGAGUUACUGAGGCUUUCUGUGCUUGGCUCUUUGCUGACUUUGUGUGUGUGGGGGGGUCACUUUUUGGGGGGUACUUGGGAAAGUCCUUAAGAGCCACAAUGGGGAGGGCUAUAGAGGGUGGGUGUCUGUGGUUUCCCUCUACUUUGGGAGAGAGCACAGGAUGUGAAGGUAAUGUUGUGGCAUAUUCCCUCAGCCUCAGUAUGUCACUGGAGUCACAGGACCUCUGCCUGAGUUCCCAAUAAAGAAAAACCUCUUCUGAGGCUGCUUUCCCAAAACUCCCCCUGUAUCUUUCCCUCUUCAUCUGUCCAAUCUCUUCUCUGAGCAUCCUACAUUUAUCCUGUGUUUUCCCUGUUAUAAUUUUGAUUCUUGCUUAGCCUGCAGCAGAAGGGUUUUCUGGGUCCCCAGUGUCCAGUUGAUAGCACAUUUUUGACCAGCCCUCUUUCCCCCUCAACCCCCUGUGGUUCUUCACCACCUGUGCAUGCAUGUGUAUUUCUGCCUGGGUCAGUGGUAUGUGCGGGCGUGUGUGCAUGAAUUUGUCACAUAGAGGGAGCCAGAGCUAGAACCUCAGAACAUUGCUGCCUUGGGGUCUUAUGUUCGUGGCUCCCUCAGAGCAUGUAACAGGAAAUUAAAUGGGACGAGUGUUUGGU
Messenger RNA from Enhydra lutris kenyoni (northern sea otter), 1400 nucleotides. Its product is annotated as zinc finger matrin-type 2. The record is from RefSeq and is a predicted model, not a curated record. Gene Ontology annotation, molecular function: nucleic acid binding; zinc ion binding. The transcript has 6 exons. The coding region runs from base 164 to 763 and encodes 199 amino acids. Gene Ontology annotation, biological process: mRNA splicing, via spliceosome. Gene Ontology annotation, cellular component: spliceosomal complex; U4/U6 x U5 tri-snRNP complex. Lineage: Eukaryota; Metazoa; Chordata; Mammalia; Carnivora; Mustelidae.